AUGCAUCGACGUCGACUAGCUUUGGUCUUCGGAAAUGAUGACUACAGUGGUACAGCAAAAUUAAAUAGUUGUGUCAAGGAUGCAAACGAUAUGACAGUUGCAUUAACGAACUUGGGUUUUCAAUGCACGAAACAUCAUAAUUUAAAUAAACGUGCCAUGGAUAUUGCUAUUAGAGAUUUUCGUGCAAAAAUUGGUGAAAAUGACUGUAUUUUAAUAUAUUUUUCUGGACAUGGCAUGGAAGCAAACGUAAGAAUUAUAAAAGAUUUUUCUUAAGGUCAUUGAAAAACGUCAGAAGAGUUAUGAGAAUUUUCCUCAAAAAAGUUCGUUCUGAUGCGAAUGUUAGUAAUUUUCUGAUAUUUUCCCUUGUCAUAUAACAAUAUACAUUGUACCCAGAUAGUUGCGUUUGAUUAGCUAUCUGAAAUAAGUAUUGUAUAGAACUCAUGCUUUGAUAUAAUUUGACAGAACUAUUCUCAACAAUAUUUACACGAUAUUUUUUGAUUCUAUUAUUUGUGAGCCUGAUUUCCAGGAACAAUAGACUUUAAAGAUGACGGCCUUAUCAAUUAUUCUUCGGCAUAGGCUUCAAAGCUCUUGAAUAGAGCAAAAGAUUCUGCAUUCAAAGCUGAAACUCCGGUACUGUCUUUGUAUUCAUAGGAAAAAUAGCUCAAUUUGCAGGAGGUUUCUCUUUUCUUUUGUGUCGAUAUACCGAAACUAAUCUCUUAGCUAACCCUUUACGGCUCUCUUGAAUCAUUAUUUUAUUGUCAUCUACGAUUACUACUGGAUUCGUAGAAGCAAGUAACACAGUAGGAAAAUAAAAUAUUUUUCUAGACUUCACAUAUGGGUUUCGUGGCCGAAAUAAAGCGUUUCAUAGUUAUCUAACUAUCGAUACGUCAGUAUCUAUGGAAAUGAUACUACGAAAGGUUUUUUAAUUAAUCUUUAGAUAAAUAGUAGAAUACUGGUUCUAGUGUAAUUUUCCAAGGCAUCACUCCUGAGCAACGAUGCACUUACAUAUUCGAUUAAAUCAGAUUACAUAAGUAUUUUUAAUCGAACUUUGUGUAGUGGAUUAUGACCUGUUAUAAUAUGUAACACUACUGUUGCCACCCAUGGUGUAAAUUUCUGCGAGAAAAACGCGUUCUGAAAACGCGUUGUCCAUAGCUGCAAAACGCGUUAAUGCUGACCGGUUUGACGCGUUUCACAUCUGCUAAAACAAACGCUGUGUAACGAUUGUUUUUGUGGAAGAUUUUGCAGCGUUUCUCAAACUGUGGUAUCAUAUAUUCUAGAUGGAAAAAAAACUGAAAACCGUCAAUGACUUCAUAGAUCUUGAAUUGCAGGUACAAUUUAUAUACUCGUUUACAUUUUUUCAUAGACCUUCAGAACUAUAACUUACAUGAAUUUUGUUGCAGUCGAGACACGGAUUCGAACACGAGAACAUAGGAGUAUAAGACAUAUAUACAAACCGUUCAACUAAAAUAAUCUGAUGAUAUAAAUGUUUAUUCUACUGUCAUUUAGAGUCUCGCGUAAACUUACUAAAUUAGAUUUUCAGUUUCCAUUCUACUGAAUUGAAAAUUAUUAUUUCUUUGGUGCCCAUGCCCAAUUAAUGUGGUCUUUUCUUGACACAUUUUUUAUUUGAACUCUUUCAGAUUUAAAUGUAGAUACUCAAUAGAACCAAAUUUAAUCGAUUUAAAUUAUAUUUAAUAUUUAAAAAAUUAAAUUUCUUAUAUAUAAGUUUUAAAAAAUUUAAAAUUUAAUCUUUUAUUUAUUUUCUUGAUUUAAUAGAUUUUUGUAAAUGUAAAUCUGCCAUUGUUUUCUCCAAUUACUUCAAUAAAUGAAGGGAGUUUUCUUUUGUAAGUUGAAUUUCUUGUAUUAAAAAGUCACUCUUACUUCAACAAUGUACAAACUAAAAUCAUGUUUACUAGUAUUGUACACAGUAUCAUUAUUCAUUAUCAAUUCGUUCGAGUAUGAACUCAAACUAAUAAUUAUUCAAAUUAUAGAGAACGCGAUACCUCUUUUGUUCACAAAUAACCAAAGAGAGUUACUAUACUAAUUAUAUUAGUAUCAGUCUUUACUAAAUUUUUUCGAAAUGCUCAAUAUUUAAAACGACCUGUCCACGUAAAACAUGAUUCCGUCACGCUUUAUUUGUUUUAUUUCAUACAAAUGACUCGAUCUCUAGAAUCCAAUGCAUUUGCAAUCUUGGACAAAAAGUUGUGCUUGUCAAAAUGAGACACUACAAAUUUGUCUGUAACUUUUCAUUCAUUACAAACGAGCGUGACGGAAUCAUCUCCCUCCGUGGACAAGUCGAAAACAAUUCUUAAGCAAGCCUUAUGAAACACGUUUUCUUUCAAUAAAAACGUGGUGAAAUGAGUUUUUAAGUAAGAAGAAUAUAUUUUUUGUUACACUUUGAUGUUUUACAUUAGUCUAACUUCGAAAUAACUCUAGAUAACAGCCUAGCAGCCUAAAAAUUUAGAAGACUUUGAUUUUAGUCUUGCCUUCAUAAAAUCCUUGGUCAUGAUUUUCACGUAAAAAUAGUGCAAGGAGCAAAACUUUAAGUGCUAUUUCAUAUCAUUUCCAAAGUAAUUUUAAAGAACUUACUUUGGUUAACUCAUAUGCUUUGUGUUGGUGAAUAUCUGCAAGAUUCUGUAUGCAGAACGGAUAUAUUUUGCAUCAUUCCAAGCAAAAACAAUCCAAUAUAUAUUUGAAAAAGGAACGCGUUCCACCUUUCCCUCAAUUUGUACCUGUGAAACGCGUCGCCUGUCGACCAAAGUGCGUUCGGCAGCAUUUGAAUUCGGAAACGCCUCGAAACGCAAUCUUGAAAAAAGCGUUUCGGAUCGUUUCAAAAAACGACGGUGGCAAAACGCAUUUUAUGUAAGUAAGAAUGCUGCGAAACGCGUCCCAUAUUGAAAAAACGUUGCGAAACGCAUGCUACAAUCUCGAAAACGCGUUACGCGGUCCGUUUCCUUCAAUAUUUUACUCCAUGGGCAUCAAACUCGACUCUGUGUAAUUUGUACUUCAUCUUUAGCAGCAAAAAAAAUCUUUUGAGUUUAGAUCUGAGGAGUAUGUUAUUUUCGUAUAUGAUUUGAUAUGAUUUUCUGCAAAUAACUGGUAGCUAGUCGACAUUUUAUUCGAAAAAACUGAGAGCGUAAAGACUGAGGUUUUAUUACGCCAUUAUACAUUGUUGAUAGUUUCUGCUAAGUAAGAUAUUGACAAGUUGACUUCUGAUUAAGCGAUCUUAAUAGUAUAAACUUGUUAAACUGAGGUUCUUGUAAAAAAUUGACAAGAUUUCUUAUUCUUGCUCUCUAGUUUUGAUGAGUCUUCGUCAUUCUUAGAUCCCACCACGUGGUCACGACUUUUAGAUACACUAUUAUAUUUUAAUCUUGAUGAUAAAAAUAUAAUUUACCAUUAGUGAUAAUGCAAUAUUAAAGAUUGAAUCAUUGCUUCCGAGUUUCCGCAACAAACAACAUAAUUGAAUGGAAAAUCCGUUUCAAUGAUCAAUUAGCUAAAGAUUAACCGAUGGAUCACAAUAUUCUAUAGAAAAUUAAAUUGACAAAAUCAAUUGAAAUAACUGAUGACGAAAUUAUGCUCAAAGUGUUUUCUAUUCAUAUAUAUGCUCCAUGAGAAUAAUUUUCAAUUAGUGCUGGAGUAGCAUUAAUAGGUUCAUCGAUUACAUUGUUGAAAAACAAUCUGAAUGAAUUGCUUCUGUGUACUUAAGUGGCAUGACUUUUUCAGUACAUUAAGCGAAUUUAUCUGUCAUGUAAAAUUAUUCUUGCACUUGUUUUUAUGAGAAAUCAAAAGCGAUAUGAAAAAAGAUUUUGUCAUGAGUCCGAAAGAAAAUAAGAAGUAAAACAAUUGGCAAAGCUUCGAAGUCCACAAAUGAGUACCCAGUGAUUAAUAAGUCUAAGGGGUUAAUAUAGAACAGUUUCACUCAAAUUAUAAGUUUUGGAAGAGCUUAGCUAAAGAACCUUUUUAGUACUCUUUGAGUAUACGUAUAUAUCGGUGAAUCGUAUUCCCAUUUUGUCGUUAUAUGUCAGUGCGUAUUUUGAUAAUAUCUUCUGUUUCUUUUACUUAAUAAGUCGAAAAAACAAACAAAACAUGACUCUAACUACAGUCGAAAAGGCCAGACGUUACGCUAGUAAAGGCAUUUACUUCUCUCUUUCCCUUACAUUCUGAUCAACAGCAGUUAGAGCUAGGGCUGUACAGCUCACGCUCAUAUGAGCGCUCAUGAGCGUGAGCGUUUUCUGACUUAAAGAAAGUACGAGCGUCUCUGAUCACUUUUUUCGACUUUGUUCCUCGAAAAUCAAUAUUCAUGAUUUUUGUGCCUGGGGUCCCCCUCAGGUAUCAUGAAAAAAAAAUUUUUUUUUUUCACGAGUCAAAAUCAGAUGUAACAGUAGAUUGAGAGAUGCUGGUUAAGAAUAUCACAAUGAGAGCUCUCAAAAUCUUUUUAUUCUUGGAAUAGUCCUAACCACUCUAUGCACCAUAUUCUUCAUUAUUAGGGUACUCAUAGAAUAUUUAUUCACUUAAAUUUAGCCAGAAAC
This is a messenger RNA of Rotaria sp. Silwood1, 4526 nucleotides long. The record is from the annotation of a GenBank genome assembly. NCBI's taxonomy places the organism in Eukaryota, Metazoa, Rotifera, Eurotatoria, Philodinida, Philodinidae.